UCCAGCAUCGCAAUCCCAAACAUCAUGGAUCGGUUAUUCGUGUGGAUAAUAACUCUGCAGCUGUCAUUCCUGGUGGUGCAUGCAGUUACUGAUGAUGGGGACAUGUAUCAGAGGGAAGUCCUCCCGGAGCUGCCCAUGCAGAUGCAGAGAGAAGUUACCGAUGAUUGGAACAUGUAUCAGAGGGAAGUCCUCCCGGAGAUGCCCAUUCAGGAGCAGAGAGAAGUUCGUUUUCCUCUUCCCCAUCAUGGUGAACCUGUCAUGAGUCCGCGUGGCCACAGACCCGUAGCUGGGCGCAUCUCGUCCGUAGGCAGCAAUGUGAAGGAUUUCCCUCCUGGAAGGCCAGAUCAGAACAAUAUCGGUAAUAUCUGCAAUAUGAACCGGCCCAUCACCGGCUACGGUCCACACAACCUUCCACAGACUGGGUUCUCCCACCUCAGCCGCCAAGGAGAAGCCAUGAACAACAUGGAAAAUGGAUAUGCAAGAUGCUGCCGGCAGGCUGACAAACUGCACUGUGCGGUGCAAGUGUGGAAGAACAGCCUGGAGACGUUUUGUGAUGUAGAGUUUUCAAUAAAGACCCGUCAUUACCAUUGCUGUUGGAUGCAAGGAUCCGAGAGAGAAGCUUGCUUCGCGUCUGAAGCUCCCAAUCCCAGAUACGUCUUUCCUUCAGUGCCAGUUGCCUUGCAAGAAAUAGGCAGCGCUGACGUACCAUCUCUGGGAAGCUCCAGAGGCAUCAUAUCCGCUAGAUCACGGAAAGUCCAAAAACACAGCACACACGGGCUACCGGAUCUGUCCUUCCCACCUGGAGAACCCAGGUCUAGCAACAUCCAGAACAUCUGCAAGCUGAGGAAGUUCAGGCCUAUCUACACCCAAGACAUGCUGCCCCAGAGCGGCUUUGGAUUCUAUGUGCGUCAGGCCAAAACAAUCAAUCGUUUGGAGAGCGAGUUCAAGAAGUGCUGCAAAGAUGAAAAUGUGGUGUGCGCUCACACUGCGUGGGACAAAGUACUGGCCAAGUUCUGUCUGCAGGAGCGAACCGUCAAAACCAAGCGCCACGAAUGCUGCGCAAAACGGGACCGGCCCGGCAUGUUCAGCUGCUUUGCCAAAAGCGCCCCUUACCCUGAGUAUGACCGGGAGGUGGAGACUAUGAACUUGAGCAAUGUGACUGUGGAGGAUCUGCAGAUCUUAUGCGGAGAGAACAAGCUACUCACCAAGCAUAAGCAGAUCCCGUUGCUGGUGUCCAGCCUGAAAGAGUCCUGCUGUGGUCUGCUUCCAAAUGCCACGCUGGAGUGUGUGGAGACGCAGAAAGAGAAGUUUAUCGAGACACUGUGCACCAUCAAGAAAAACUCGUGGAAGGAUUCGGAGAGCUGUUGUAAGAAGGAGACACCGGAAAGAGACGAGUGCUUCACUUCCUACCUGCAGGAUGUGUCUGUCGCCGUAUCUCACAGAAAGCAAACAGACUGAGACUUUCACAGAGAGAUACCGCAAAUGCACAUUUGUGGUUUGCGGUUGCGGGGUGGUUUUAUUUUUGUGCACCUUGAUUUUGUUUCCUUAUUUUUAGGAGAUCUGCUCUCUCCAACACAGAUACAGAUGGCACAAGUGUGGUGUGUUAACCACUAAUAAGCUAACUCACACUUCUUAUUAAACUUCUAGUCGUAAUAAACCCAGCAUUAUCUACCUACCUUCACAGCACCAUCCCGAGUAUCACAUGGAGGCAGGAACAGUAGGGACUGUAAGAGCACACAGCUUAUGUAGGCAUUGGGGUAGAAAAUAAUUACAAGCCCAAUUGGCCAAGCAAUCAUAGCUCUUAAAAUUUUAUUCCUGAUGGCAGGUAUUAUCUCAGAAAUAUAUAUACAGAGGUCACAAGAUGCACUAGGAAGAAAGUUUGCUUUACUUCUUAUAUGUUGAGAAUAU
Molecule: messenger RNA, 1908 nt
Organism: Spea bombifrons (plains spadefoot toad)
Lineage: Eukaryota; Metazoa; Chordata; Amphibia; Anura; Pelobatidae
Gene: ECM1
Product: extracellular matrix protein 1
Exons: 8
Coding region: 25-1458 (477 amino acids)
Biological process (GO): regulation of bone mineralization; signal transduction
Cellular component (GO): extracellular region
Source: RefSeq, a predicted model, not a curated record